Molecule: messenger RNA, 3234 nt
Organism: Wyeomyia smithii (pitcher-plant mosquito)
Lineage: Eukaryota; Metazoa; Arthropoda; Insecta; Diptera; Culicidae
Gene: Prp6
Product: pre-mRNA-processing factor 6
Exons: 4
Coding region: 163-2958 (931 amino acids)
Biological process (GO): mRNA splicing, via spliceosome; spliceosomal tri-snRNP complex assembly
Cellular component (GO): U4/U6 x U5 tri-snRNP complex; catalytic step 2 spliceosome
Molecular function (GO): protein binding
Source: RefSeq, a predicted model, not a curated record
CUGCUCUGCUGUCAAAUUUAUUUUGUAAACAUUAUCACUCGGAUCGGAUUUGCUUACGAAAAAGUGUUAGAAAAACGAUUACAGAUUUUAUCUUAGUUUUUUCGUGCCUGGUUCAGUAAUUGUAGCUAAAUUAUUAAUUAACGCCCGAUUGAACGAAUCACAAUGGCCCAUAUACCCGCCACCUCGUUGGGUAGCAAAAGUAAGAAGCAUUUUCUUGGGGUUCCAGCACCUCUUGGUUAUGUGGCCGGUGUUGGACGCGGUGCCACCGGCUUCACCACCCGUUCGGAUAUUGGACCAGCACGAGAUGCCAAUGAUGUUUCAGAUGAUCGACAUGCUCCUCCCGCUGCUAAGAGGAAAAAGAAGGAAGAAGAGGAGGAAGAUGAUGAAGAUCUAAACGACUCCAAUUACGACGAGUUUAGUGGUUACAGUGGUUCGCUUUUCUCUAAAGAUCCGUAUGACAAAGAUGACGCUGAAGCAGAUGCUAUCUACGAAAACAUUGAUAAACGUAUGGAUGAAAAACGUAAAGAGUAUCGCGAAAAACGUCUGAAGGAAGAUUUAGAAAGAUACCGACAGGAGAGACCGAAGAUUCAACAGCAGUUCUCCGAUUUGAAACGAAGCUUGAUCAUGGUGUCAGAAGAUGAAUGGGCUAAUUUGCCGGAAGUUGGAGAUAGUCGCAACAAAAAGCAACGAAAUCCUAGAGCUGAGAAGUUUACUCCUUUACCAGAUAGUGUAUUAUCUCGCAAUUUAGGCGGAGAGACAACGAGCACUAUUGAUGCACGCUCUGGUCUCGCUUCGAUGAUACCAGGAGUGGCGACACCCGGAAUGUUAACACCCAGUGGAGAUUUGGAUUUGAGAAAGAUUGGCCAAGCCCGAAAUACACUCAUGAACGUCAAGUUGUCGCAGGUGUCCGAUUCUGUAGCCGGACAAACUGUUGUUGAUCCAAAGGGUUAUUUGACUGAUUUGCAGAGUAUGAUACCCACCUAUGGUGGUGAUAUAAAUGAUAUCAAGAAAGCACGUCUACUUCUGAAAAGUGUGCGUGAAACGAAUCCGAACCAUCCACCUGCCUGGAUCGCUAGUGCUCGAUUAGAAGAGGUAACAGGAAAGGUGCAAAUGGCACGCAACUUAAUUAUGCGUGGAUGUGAAGUCAAUCCAUUGAGUGAAGAUCUAUGGUUGGAGGCUGCAAGAUUACAGCCUCCUGAUACGGCGAAGGGGGUGAUUGCACAAGCGGCCAGACAUAUACCCACUUCAGUCAGGAUAUGGAUCAAAGCUGCCGACUUGGAAACAGAAGCCAAAGCAAAGAGGCGCGUUUUUCGCAAAGCUUUGGAGCAUAUUCCAAACUCGGUGCGUUUGUGGAAAGCAGCUGUUGAGUUAGAGAAUCCAGAAGACGCAAAAAUUCUGCUCUCGAGAGCAGUAGAAUGCUGCAACACAAGCGUUGAAUUGUGGCUAGCGUUGGCACGUUUGGAAACGUAUGAAAAUGCACGGAAAGUGUUGAACAAAGCCCGUGAGAAUAUUCCAACUGAUCGACAGAUUUGGACAACUGCUGCUAAGUUAGAGGAAGCCAACGGUAACAAUCAUAUGGUUGAGAAAAUUAUCGAUCGUGCUUUGACCUCACUCAGCGCUAAUGGAGUAGAAAUUAACCGCGACCAAUGGCUGCAAGAGGCGAUGGAAGCGGAAAAAUCUGGCGCAAUCAAGUGCUGUCAAGCAAUUGUGAAAGCCGUGAUUGCAGUCGGAAUUGACGAAGAAGAUCGCAAGCAAACCUGGAUUGAUGAUGCCGAUCAUUGCGCUAAAGAAGGAGCAUUCGAGUGUGCUCGUGCCGUGUAUACAUAUGCUCUGUCAGAAUUUCCUUCUAAGAAGAGUAUUUGGUUGCGAGCCGCAUAUUUUGAGAAAAAUCAUGGAACGCGUGAAAGUUUGGAAGCUAUAUUACAGAAAGCUGUCGCUCAUUGUCCCAAAUCGGAAGUUCUAUGGUUGAUGGGAGCAAAAUCUAAGUGGUUGGCUGGUGAUGUUCCAGCUGCGCGCGGGAUUUUAUCACUUGCUUUUCAAGCUAACCCCAAUUCUGAAGACAUUUGGCUUGCUGCUGUGAAACUAGAAUCCGAAAAUUCCGAAUACGAACGAGCUCGGCGAUUGCUUGCUAAGGCGAGAGCAUCGGCUCCUACACCAAGAGUUAUGAUGAAGUCGGCUAAAUUAGAAUGGGCGCUCAACAAUCUUGAAGAUGCUCUAAGCUUAUUGGAAGACGCCGUUAAAGUGUUUCCAGAUUUUGCUAAACUAUGGAUGAUGAAGGGACAGAUUGAAGAACAGAAGAAAUUAUUGGAACGCGCAGUUGAAACAUACAAUGCUGGAUUGAAGAAGUGUCCCAAUUCGAUCCCACUUUGGUUGCUGUUAUCCAGUUUAGAAGAAAGAAGAAAGCUGCUUACUAAAGCUCGUUCGGUGCUGGAGCGUGGUCGGUUGAAGAAUCCAAAAAAUCCAAUACUUUGGUUAGCUGCGAUCCGUAUUGAAACGCGCGCUGGUCUGAAAGAUAUGGCAAAUACUCUAAUGGCGAGAGCUUUACAGGAUUGUCCAAAUGCUGGGGAGCUGUGGGCAGAGGCAAUAUUUCUAGAAGCUCGACCACAGCGAAAGUCAAAAUCUGUAGAUGCUCUCAAGAAGUGCGAGCAUGAUCCGCACGUGCUGCUGUCAGUUUCAAAGCUGUUUUGGAGUGAAAGGAAGAUUCAAAAAUGCCGCGAUUGGUUCAAUCGUACAAUAAAAAUCGACCCAGAUUUCGGCGACGCUUGGGCUUACUUUUACAAGUUUGAACUACAACAUGGCAACGAACAGCAACAAAACGAACUAAUCGAGCGGUGCGUGGCUGCAGAACCGAAACACGGCGAGGAGUGGUGCCGCGUUAGUAAGGACAUUGUCAACUGGUGUUUGAAAACUGACGAAGUUUUAAAGGCAGUGGUGAAAAUACUACCUACACCAAUUUAAAGUGUGUAUACGGAAUAUGGCUUAAUUCGCGACUACGAAGUUAAAGAGAUCUUGAAGGCUGUUCGCACCUGGGCGAACUCUUAUUGUCAAAAUGUGUGUGAUGACAAAAGCAAAAAUAUUUCCUUCCUUCGUUUUGUCAUGCAAAAACAAACAUAUAUCAUCAGUAUGGUGGUUGCGAAUACAAGGGUAUUUAGUUUGAAAUGUAUUUCUCGUUAUAAUUCAUCACGAUUAAGAACUUGGAAUACAAAUACUUACCAAAAUGGUCAAAAAAUUUCA